AUGGCAGCAGAUAUUGGAUUCAUCGGCAUCGGGAACAUGGGGUUUCACAUGGCUGGAAAUAUUCGCAGCAAGAUGGACCGAUCAUCCACACUCCACAUUUUUGAUGUCAACAACGCGUCAUGUCAAGAUUUCGUGCACAAGUUUGGGGAUCUUGGCCCUGUGAGGAUUGCAAAGUCGUCGAAAGAGGUUGCGGAAGCUUCCAAAACCGUCCUUUCAAUGGUGCCGAUGGAUCAGCAUUGCCGAGCGGUUUAUCUCGAUCCUGAGACUGGGGUCAUUGCGGCUCGCGCCGAUCAAGAUCGGUUAAUCCUAGAGUGCAGCACUAUCAGUAUUGCAACGGCUCAAGAGGUAGGGAAAGCAGUCAUGGAGGCUGGCCGUGGGAGGUAUAUCGACACACCAGUCUCCGGGGGUGUCGGCGGCGCCGAGGCUGGUUCGCUGUCAUUCUUCAUCGGAUACCCGAAUGCGGCAACAGACAACGAUCCGCUCGUCCAACACAUCAAAACCGUGAUCGGUUGGAUGGGCGCGGCUGAACGGAUCAACUUCUGCGGCUUUCUCGGAGGAGGACUCGUGAGCAAGAUUGCCAACAACUACAUGGGUCUCUGCAACCUUGCCGCCGCCGCGCAGGGCAUGGCGUUUGGGAUACGGCACGGCAUGAAUCCGGAGACCCUGUUUCGAUGCAUCAAAGGAUCCAGCGGCGACUCGUGGAUCUUGAAUUUCUCGCCACCGGUGCCGGGCGUUGUUGCGAAAAGUGCCGCGAGCAAUGGUUUCCGCGCUGGGUUCAGACCUAGCUUGUGCGUCAAGGACGUUUCCCUUGCCAUCAAAGCGGCGCGGGAAGUCGGGAUCAACGCGACCAUGGGAGAAAUGGCCCUCAAGGAGUAUGAGAGAGCGGAUCAAGAUCCUAGGACGACUAGUCUUGACUGUUCGUCCAUUUGGCUACACAUCAAUGGCCAAGUCGAUGCUUUCUCCGAAUCGAAAUGA
Messenger RNA from Fonsecaea multimorphosa CBS 102226, 975 nucleotides. RefSeq lists its product as uncharacterized. Gene Ontology annotation, cellular component: mitochondrion. The transcript has 2 exons. Lineage: Eukaryota; Fungi; Ascomycota; Eurotiomycetes; Chaetothyriales; Herpotrichiellaceae. The record is from RefSeq and is a predicted model, not a curated record. Gene Ontology annotation, biological process: L-valine catabolic process. Gene Ontology annotation, molecular function: 3-hydroxyisobutyrate dehydrogenase activity; NAD binding; NADP binding. Bases 1 to 975 code for a protein of 324 amino acids.